This is a messenger RNA of Leptopilina boulardi, 404 nucleotides long. RefSeq lists its product as uncharacterized. The transcript is spliced from 3 exons. The record is from RefSeq and is a predicted model, not a curated record. NCBI's taxonomy places the organism in Eukaryota, Metazoa, Arthropoda, Insecta, Hymenoptera, Figitidae. Bases 39 to 389 code for a protein of 116 amino acids.
AAUCAAUACAUCUAGGGGACGGAUACUACGUAUCAGAAAUGGCCUGGGACUUAAUAUCUGUCCAAAAAGACAAUAGUAAAUUUAUUAAAUAUUUGGCAACAAGUAUGUUUAAGGACCACAUACUUGCUAAUUCAUAUUUACAAAAUAAUAAUGAAUUAAUACAAAUUCCUGGCAGGUCGCCAAGAAGAAAAUUAUCUUCUCCAAAAAAGAGAGUAUUGAUUAAUUGUUUCAAAGAUCGCUUAGACAAACUAAACUUCAAUAAUGUGUCUAAAUUAUUAGAAGUAAGGAAAGUGGGGUUUCAUUUGAGCCAACAUAUUAAUACUGUGAGGCGACGAUUGUACCCGGAGACAAUCAAAAAAAGAAGAUUGAAUACUGAUCAUCAAGAGUAAUUGGUGAGAAUGGAG